AUGAAUUUCUGCAUUGCCGUUUCUCUGAUCGUCGUCGCCGUUUUCAGUUUCGGUGGCUGCGCAGCUGUCAAGUUCACAUGUACUCGCAUUCAACCGCUCAAUCCGUUCUCUAAGGUCAAGGGAGUACCAUUUAAUCGGUACUCCUGGCUUACAAUACGCAAUUCAAUUGUCAAAGUGAGUGUGAAAUCAGCAACCGGAGGCGUCCGAGGGACUACUAUUACCGAAACCCAGGAGGACUCUGUUAUUGGACAGCUCAGGAAUGGCGUUAGGGGUUUGAUGCUUGAUAUGUAUGACUUCAGCAAUGACAUUUGGCUAUGCCGUUCAUCUUGUGGAAAAUGCAUCAAACAUAUUCUACCUGUAAUAACAGUCCUGAGAGAGAUUAAAGUGUUUCUUGAAGCAAACCCUUCAGAAAUUGUCACUGUCAUGAUUGAAGACUACGUUACAAAGCCAAAUGGAAUAACGAAUGUUUUUAGGGCAGCUGGCCUAGGACCUUUCUGGUUUCCAGUAUCUCUGAUGCCUAAAAGUGGUGAGGAAUGGCUAACUGUUGAUGAAAUGAUUGAAAUAAAUGCACGGUUAGUGGUGUUUAGUUCCGAGUCUACUAAAGAAUCUUCAGAAGGCAUCGCAUACAAAUGGAGAUACUUCGUAGAAAACGAAUAUGGAGAUUAUGGGAUGAUAAGUGGAUCAUGUACCAAACGUGCAGAAUCAUCUCCCUUGAACACACGAACAAUGUCACUAGUUCUUAUGAACUAUUUUCCAAGUGCACCAAAUCCUGACCAAGCUUGCAAACAUAAUUCAAAACCAUUAAAGAGUAUGAUGUAUACAUGUUUUGAAGCUGCUGGCAAAAGAUGGCCCAAUUUUAUUGUGGUUGAUUUUUAUAAGAGAAGUUUUGGAAGGGGAGCGGCUGAAGCUGUUGAUGAGGCAAAUGGUCAAUUAUUGUGUGGUUGUGCAAACAUUACACAUUGCAAGGAUAAUAUGACUUUUGGAACCUGUGAGCUGCCCCAACCAGGCGUGCCGUCCCAACCAGGCGUGCCGUCCCAACCAGGCGUGCCGCCCCAACCAGGCGUGGCAGAUGUGUAUAUAGCUUUAGAGAUGCAUGAUCAUGAAGAAAGUGAUAUUUGGCUCAUGGAACUAUGGAAGGGUGGAAGUUGGCUACGUUUUAAUAUCUCACUGCUGUUUGACUGUUUGAGAAUGAAAAUUCAGAGUUGA
Molecule: messenger RNA, 1206 nt
Organism: Ipomoea triloba (trilobed morning glory)
Lineage: Eukaryota; Viridiplantae; Streptophyta; Magnoliopsida; Solanales; Convolvulaceae
Product: PI-PLC X domain-containing protein At5g67130-like
Exons: 10
Coding region: 1-1206 (401 amino acids)
Biological process (GO): lipid metabolic process
Molecular function (GO): phosphoric diester hydrolase activity
Source: RefSeq, a predicted model, not a curated record